Aspergillus ibericus CBS 121593 is the source of this 2646-nucleotide messenger RNA. RefSeq lists its product as uncharacterized. Gene Ontology annotation, molecular function: 1-acylglycerophosphocholine O-acyltransferase activity. Gene Ontology annotation, cellular component: mitochondrial membrane. NCBI's taxonomy places the organism in Eukaryota, Fungi, Ascomycota, Eurotiomycetes, Eurotiales, Aspergillaceae. The record is from RefSeq and is a predicted model, not a curated record. The transcript is spliced from 7 exons. The coding region runs from base 1 to 2646 and encodes 881 amino acids. Gene Ontology annotation, biological process: cardiolipin acyl-chain remodeling; inner mitochondrial membrane organization.
AUGGAUGAUCCGAUCAUGUGGGGAUUUCUUCCGAUGCGGUAUAACUUUGGGCUUGCAUCUUGGAACAAACGAUGGGGAUUUGGCAGCCAUGAUAUAUGUUACCAAACCAGACCCCUGGCUCUUUUCUUCACCAUGGGCCAAGUCCUUCCUACGCACAGAUUGGCCCAUUCGCCGUACGGUGGCCUCGCCCAACCCGUCGUGACCCAAGCGAUCCGGUUGCUGUCGAAGGGACCAUUCCCCGCCGACCCUCACAUGGCCGUCCCUGAACGUCAAUCAUGGAGCCUGCAAAAUGUCUGCGUCGAUCCGUUCUCCGACCUGCCUACAGCCUACACGACUGACGGACACGACUCGCAUUUGUCGCCGUCCUCCUACGCCUGCAAUUCCUAUUCCUGGUUCCACAUCUUCCCCGAGGGAAAGAUCCAUCAGGCACCGAACAAGACCAUGCGCUACUUCAAAUGGGGUGUUGCACGACUCAUCCUCGAAGCUAGCGAAUGUCCCGACGUCGUGCCGAUAUGGCUGGAGGGAUUUGACCAGGUCAUGCACGAGAGCCGCGAGUUCCCACGAUUCCUCCCUCGCGUAGGAAAAGACGUGAGCGUCACUUUCGGACAGAAGGUGGAUAGGGAGGCGGUCUUUGGGGACUACAGAAGACGUUGGCAGGCGAUCAAAGCCAAAGCCGAACGCACAUCCCCCGACACCCGCGAUCUUCCGCUCGGAGUAUUAAACGACGAGCUCUUGUACGACACAGAAGCAAUUGAGCUGCGAAAGGAGGUCACUAAGAAGGUCAGAGAUCUGGUCCUUGAAGUCAGACGGACUAGAGGUCUCUCAGACGAAGACCCGAAGGAAGGUCUUGUAGAGACGUGGAUCCAAGAGGGUCCCAAGCGGGAGGGCAAAAUGGAUGAUGAUUCAUGGUCAGCUCCGCGAUUGUCAGCUCCGCGAUUCCCCUCCCACCUCCGCCACCACCUCUCCCUGAUCCUCUUCGCACCCAUCCCUAUGCCCAAAAAGCACAAGAAAACCGCUUUCGCAAAACCAGCCAGCACUGCUCAUCAUACUCUCGUUUCCUCCGGCCGUCGACACGAUCACCAUGAUCGUCUCCGAUCAUCUCACGCCUCAUCCUCUGCCGCGGAGCAGCCCUCCGUCAACGAGCUGAUCAACCAUCUCCGCCGCACCCAGGUCUCGGGACCUGAGAGCCCCUUCAGAUUUGUCGCACCUCGAUCUGUUCAUCCCUCCUUACGGAACCUCCUCGAGCUGCCGGAAACCCCGCCUCCUCGCCCCCGUCCGGGGGCGCGGCGCAUCGGGGUGGGCUCACGACGCCUGAGACGAACUGCAGGGCCUCCGCCGCCCGAAAGCUGGCUUUUGGGCAGUAGCAACCAGGAUGAUAAUGACGAAUACGAUGCCGAUCUCGCUGCUGCGGAGAAGGAGAGGGUCAUUUACCGACUGGAGCGAUUACCAGGCACAACCAUCCCGCGGAAAGGUAGCCUUCUGGAUACCGUGCUGAAGUCGAUGGCUACAUACUGGGAGUGGCAUCUCGAGUACGAUGGACCGUUCUUGACGGACCUUCCGAACCAUGUCAAAGUGCGUCUACUCAGCUACAUUGGAGUAUACGCAAGGGAUCGGCCAUUGGGUGGGCUGAUGCGUGGCCUGCGACCUUUGUUCGAGAAACACCGCGCCGCAGACGGACUUGAUAUACUCCACGACAGCGAUUCCGAAAUCACCCGCUUAGACUUGGGCAGCGCCCUUGGUCGAUGGCUGAGUCUGAAACAACUUUCCGCUGAACUUCUGGUUACGGAGAAGCCGAAUCCUGUUCAGCGCAAGCAGAAAGAGCCCGUCCCAUCCUCCUGGGAGGAGGAAUAUGACGAAGAGGGAGACCACACGGCAGGAGGGUCUACCAUCCCCAGUACACCUUCACAUGCACUACGCUUCGAAAACCUCCGCUACCUCUCCCUUGCGCAUCCCAAACCCGGAUCCGUCAAUUGGAACUCUCUCCUCAAUCUCCUAUCUCGGCUCUCCACCAUCACCCAUCUCUCUCUAGCCCACUGGCCCAUCCCCACCGUCACUCCCAACGCAAUCAACGCGCGAGUCCGCCACCCAAACCACCGCUCCCUCAUCUUCUCCUACGGCGGCACAGACACCUACUCCGCCAGCGAAAACAACUGGGCCGAAGCAGCUGGUCUCCUCCGGCGCCUUUCCCGCUGUGGAACCGGCCCAGCCGGCGAAACCUAUGCCUCCGGUCCCGAAUGGAACGGCUCCUGGCGAGACAUCGAAUGGAUCCGUCUCGGACCAGGCUGGCUCCCCCACAUCGACGACAGCGAAAUACUACCCCCGGAGUUCAACAGCGACUCGCACCCCAGCGGCUCAUCCUCAUCCUCUCUAUCCUCCCCAACACGAGCCCUAGCUUUCUCCAUCCACGCCCCGCACCCAUCCCUAGCCACCACCAUCACCACCCCCCACCCAGACCACCUACCAUGGGACGUUGAAAUCGAGCGCAUCAAAUACCGUCGCGCCAAGGAACUCGAACGAUUCCGAGAGACCGUCCAGGCCGCGAAAGAAGUCCAGCAAUGGGUUCACCGGACACGGAGAGAAGGAAAAGGGAAAUGGGAUGGGUUGAAACGGUUGUUUGGGAAGGAGAGGUUGCGGUUUUUGCCUUAG